UACAAUUAUUUACAACUAUGAUUAUUUGUUUUGUGACAAAUUUGUUUAAGAUAAAUAUACUUUGUUUGUUUUCCUUAGUUUCCUAAGUUGAGUUUAGUUUCAUUAAGUACUACAUACUAAACUUUGUUGACUUUGAAUGAUUUCUUUGUUUAAUUGAUGUACCUGCGCAGCUCGGCAGGUGCAUUAAAUCCUCGACGCUGAUUGGCUAUAGCGGCCUCUUCGUCAUCAUGCAUAGCGGCCCAAUCCCGCUGGGGUGCGCUGACGUCGCUGCUGCGCCUAUGUCGAGUUUAACUCAAUUCAAACUUUUCCUGGGCGCUGUUAUGGCGAGUAGCUGAGGCCGCGUAGCAGAAGAAGAGUCUGCCAAUGAAUUCCACACGUUACUUAGACUGGAGUUAAACUAACAAAGGGCUUAAACAGACCAGAAUCAGCGGGAGCUCCGUUCCAGAGCCGCGUCACCUGCUCUCCGACCCGACCGGACAGAACCUCUGCUGGCUGCCGUCUGUGUGGACCGUGGAUGUCCUGUGGCUGUCCGCCAUGUCAGGUCCAACUCUACAGAGCGGUAACCUACAGGGCCUGGAUGAGGCUGAUAUUCUUGAUCCAGAGUUUCAGCAGCGCUUGGAAGAUGCUCGCACGCUGCUCAGACAGGAGAUCCAGCGUGAGCUGAAGAUCAAGGAAGCGGCCGAGAGACUGCGGAGGGCCGUCACCAACCGUAAGAGCGCUGCGGACGUAGAGGGGCAACUGAGGGCCUCCAGCCGCAAGUUGGACCAGUUGCACUGGGAGCUGCAGGAGCUCAAUGCCAGAUCUAUGACCACAGAGAGAAAGAAAAGCACUUCAGACUCUCAGGAUGAUGUUGAUGGCUCAGCAGAGUCCUGCCAGUGGGAGGAAGUGACAUCACCAUUGGCGGGCCGUGUCAGAACUCUGAAGAAACAACUCACGAUGGAAACUAAGGUCAAACAGGGGGCAGAGAACAUGAUCCAGACGUACACCACAGGCUCAGUGAAGGACAGGAAGAUGUUGUCCACAGCACAGCAGAUGUUGCAGGACAGUCGCACUAAGAUCGAGCUGCUGCGGAUGCAGAUCAUCAAAGUCAGUCAGGCCAGAGAUGGAGGUCACGGUCCUGCCCUGGACCUGAUCGUUCCGCUGGAGCUACGACUGGCUGAGCUCAUGCACCAUGUGAAGAUCGAGGCAGCUGUCGCAGAGGGCGCCAAAAACGUGGUGAAGCAGCUGAGUGCGCAGAAGAUCCAGGACCGUCGUAUACUGGCGGAGGCUCAUGGGCGGAUGCAAGAGUCGUGUCAGAAGGUGGAGCUGCUGCGUCUGUCUCUGGAGAGACGCUUGAAUGAACUCCCUCAGGACCACCCCAGACGUACAUCCAUUAAAGAGGAACUUGAGUCAGGAGCCCACCCUCCCAGCGGAACACCGAAAAAGUCUUCUGACUCUCCAUCGUUGUCCUACAUGUCCUCCUUCUUCAAACCCGCCAGUCUGACAGGUCGGUUGGAGGUAUGUCUGAUGGGCUGUCAGGACCUGAUGGAGUCCAUUCCGGGCCGCGGCCGUGUGACCGGCACCUCAGGCUUCUCAGAUGGAAAGUCUCUGAAGGUGAGGGCCGGCCUGUCAGUACGCAGCACCAACGGCAAGACGAGCAAGGCUGACGAACUGUCCUCCGAGGUCAGUGCUGUGCUGAAGGUGGACCACAGGAUCGUGGGACACACCCAGUGGAAACAGCAGGGCAAAGAGGCCUGGGGUCAAAGCUUCAGCAUGGAGCUGGACAGAUCCAGGGAGCUGGAGAUUGCCGUCUAUUGGAAAGAUUGGCGAGCGCUGAGUGGUGUGAAGUUCCUGCGGCUGGAGGACUUCCUGGACAACCAGCGCCACGGCAUGUGUCUGCAGCUGGAGCCUCAGGGCAUCCUCUUCAUCGAGGUGACGUUUAUCAAACCUGUGAUUGAGCGUGGCUCCAAUUUACAGCGGCAGAGGAGAAUUUUUCCAAAGGAGAAAGGGAAGAACUUCCUACGUGCUGCCCAGAUGAACAUGAACUUUGCCACCUGGGGGCGUUUGAUGAUGAGCAUCCUUCCUCCCUGCAGCAACCUGGAGCCAAUGAGUCCACCGUUAACAGGUCAAAAUUCAGGAACCACGUCGUCCACUGGACCUCAGUCACAAGAAGCUGCUGUGAUGAACCUGAACUUUCCUGAAUCUCCUCAGCGCAGCAGAAAACCCCUCAGAGACUCUGUGAUGUCUCCGGGUGAGAACAAAAGCCCAAAGACCAAACGACAGCCUUCCCUGCGUCCACUUUCACAAGAUGAAGGUCUGAGGAUAGAAGACUUCAACUGUCUGUCAGUCUUGGGCAGAGGUCACUUUGGAAAGGUGCUGUUGGCAGAGUAUAAGAAGUCUGGAAAACUGUUUGCCAUCAAAGCUCUGAAGAAAGGAGACAUUGUAACGCGUGAUGAAGUUGACAGCCUCCUGUGUGAAAAGCGAAUUUUUGAAGUCAUCAAUGCGACACGUCAUCCUUUCCUGGUGAACCUUCACGGAUGUUUCCAGACUCCGGACCAUGUGUGUUUUGUGAUGGCGUACUCCCCCGGGGGCGACCUCAUGACCCACAUCCACACCAGCAUCUUCAACGAGAAGCAGACUGUGUUUUAUUCUUCCUGCGUGCUGCUGGGCCUGGAGUUUCUGCACCAGAACCACAUCGUCUACAGAGACCUGAAGUUAGACAAUCUGCUGAUGGAUGCGGACGGUUUUGUCAGGAUCGCAGACUUUGGUUUGUGUAAAGAAGGUAUGGGCCACGGAGAUCGCACCUCAACAUUCUGUGGCACACCUGAGUUCUUGGCUCCGGAGGUGCUGACGGACAACAACUACACCCGUAGUGUGGACUGGUGGGGUCUGGGAGUCCUCAUCUAUGAGAUGCUGGUGGGGGAGUCUCCGUUCCCGGGUGACGAUGAAGAAGAGGUGUUCGACAGCAUCGUCAACGACGAAGCACGCUACCCUCGCUUCCUGUCUCCUCAGUCCGUGUCGCUCCUUCAGAAGCUGCUGCAGAAAGAUCCAGGGAAAAGGCUUGGAUCUGGAGUCGAUGAUGCUGCUGAAAUCAAAAGACACAAGUUCUUCCAGGGAAUGGACUGGAACGCUCUCCUGGCCAAGAAAAUUAAGCCGCCGUUCCUGCCCGUCAUCAAGGCAGCGCGGGACGUCAGCAACUUCGACGAGGAGUUCACCCGCCUCAAACCGGUUCUGACAUUGCCACGGACACCGUGCGUCCUCACGGCCGAGCAGCAGGAGAUCUUCUCUGACUUUGACUUCUCCUUCAUCUGAUGAGUGGUGGUGCAGACGCAUCACUGACCGACCUCCUGCUGUUUCUUUGGCAGAAACUGUUCUAGUACAUCACCGUCACGUCUAUCAAGGACGUCAACUCUGGAGACUCUCCACCCCAGACUGGACAUGACACCGUGGUUCAUGACCUCUCUGUGGGCUUCCACUGGACCACUGUCUGACAUUGUGGCAUGGUGAUGAUCUCAGUCCAACAGUCCUACUGUAAAUUAC
Cynoglossus semilaevis (tongue sole) is the source of this 3519-nucleotide messenger RNA. RefSeq names its product protein kinase N3 (gene pkn3). Gene Ontology annotation, biological process: protein phosphorylation; signal transduction. The coding region runs from base 535 to 3291 and encodes 918 amino acids. The transcript has 22 exons. Gene Ontology annotation, molecular function: ATP binding; small GTPase binding; protein serine/threonine kinase activity. Lineage: Eukaryota; Metazoa; Chordata; Actinopteri; Pleuronectiformes; Cynoglossidae. The record is from RefSeq and is a predicted model, not a curated record.